Austrofundulus limnaeus is the source of this 1501-nucleotide messenger RNA. RefSeq lists its product as uncharacterized. Bases 154 to 1479 code for a protein of 441 amino acids. The record is from RefSeq and is a predicted model, not a curated record. Lineage: Eukaryota; Metazoa; Chordata; Actinopteri; Cyprinodontiformes; Rivulidae. The transcript has 2 exons.
UUUUCCAAACCCUUUGCGUGUGACGUCACGCUCCUCUCCGCCAUGAUGGACAUCACCAAAACAACACAAAACCACGCGGUAAACUCCUGUACAGUAAAACGACAGAGAGUUGGUAGUUUGAAAACGCUUUUAUUGAGCUGAUAAAUCUGUAACAUGGUGUUCAGCUGCUGCGCGUUCGGCUGCAGAAACAGAAAAGGAAGUAAAGCCAACCUGUCGUUUUACCGCUUACCUGUGGAGGAGGCCCGGAGGCAGCGGUGGAUCAGAGCCAUCAACCGGAGGGCCUGGCAGCCCUCGGUGUGUUCACGGGUCUGCAGUGAUCACUUUUUACAGGGCCAACCCGCCAAGCUCUACGAUGACACGAACCCGGACUGGGUGCCGUCGGUUAACCUGGGCUACAAGAGGAGAACUGCUGCUAGCCCCGCCCACAAACCCAAGUAUCAGAAGAGGAGGAAGCUUCUGAAGGAGGACGAGUCCGACGAAGACGUGAAGUCGGUUCAGACCGAGCUGAAGUCGGAGGCCAUCAGAGAGAUGGAGGUGGAGACGGACAGACUGACGGAGGACAUCUCCUUGUUAAAGGACGACAUCGCCGCUCUGACGUUAAACGAGGCUUUCUUCCAGGAAGACAAUUACCGCGUGGCGUUCUACACCGGACUGCCGAGCUUCCUGGUCCUGACCCACGUGGUCUCCUUCGUGUCCCCCUUCCUGGAGGCCACAGGUGGUCUCAGCGCGUUUCAGCAGGUGGUCGCCACCUUGAUGAGGUGUCGUCUGAGCUUGGAGGAGCAGGACCUGGCCUAUCGGUUUUGUGUCUCCGCCCCCACCAUGGCGGCGUGCUUCAGGACGGUGGUGGAGGUUCUGCACGCCCGGAUCGGGUCUCUGGUCCAGUGGCCAUCCCGGGCCGAGCUGUUGAGGAGCGCUCCGGUGUGUUUUCAGGAAGCCUUUUCUGGGAAGGCGGCAGUGAUCCUGGACUGUGUGGAGGUUCUGAUCCACAGACCCGGGAACGUGAUGGCCCGGCUUCAGACCUGGAGCCCACAGAAACACCAGCACACCGUCAAAGUCCUGACCGCAGCCUCGCCACGCGGACUCAUUCUGUUCCUGUCCCCCGCCUGGCGAGGCUGCGUCAGCGACAGCUACCUGGCUGAAAACUGUGGCGUCACUGACAACCUCCUCCCUGGAGACGUGGUUCUCACAGGAACUGGACUGGACCCUGCAGGUUCUGUUGGGCUGCUCCGCACAGAGCUGACUCCUCAGGGGACAAAGCAGCUGACGGCCUCUGCAGUGUCCGACACAAGGAGGCUGUUGGACAUUUGUCUGUACCUGCAGGAGGUGACCGGACGGCUCCAGGAGGAGUACACAAUCCUGAAGGGACCCUUGGACCUGGACUUCCUGACCCGGGACGGACCUGAGAAACCGACUCUGAUUGAUAAAGUUGCAGCUGUUUGUUGUGCUCUGAUGAAUUUAUCUCCUGCAGUUGUUGUUUGAAUAAACUGAACUUUUUUGUGUG